Aspergillus neoniger CBS 115656 is the source of this 909-nucleotide messenger RNA. Its product is annotated as UbiA family prenyltransferase. Gene Ontology annotation, cellular component: membrane. The record is from RefSeq and is a predicted model, not a curated record. Lineage: Eukaryota; Fungi; Ascomycota; Eurotiomycetes; Eurotiales; Aspergillaceae. Gene Ontology annotation, molecular function: transferase activity, transferring alkyl or aryl (other than methyl) groups. The transcript has a single exon. The coding region runs from base 1 to 909 and encodes 302 amino acids.
AUGGCGUCUUUUCUAUCAUCAUCGUUCUAUCAUGCACACACCGCCCAUUUACUUGUCUGUGAUAAUAUCAAAGAGAUUAUAUGCCUGGGGGUCUUAUUUGGGGUAUUGAAUGCCUCCGUGGCGUCUGAAUUCGGCAUGGGUGCCUCUUUGCCUUUCCACCAGAUACUUUUAUCGUUACCUCAAAUGUUUCUCUGGUCAUGGAGCAAUCUGUUUCUUUUCACUCUUCAUAAUCAGCGCUCUGAGUCUGCCAUCUCAGAGGACAAGAUCAACAAGUCCUGGAGACCUCUUCCAGCAGGCCGGAUAACUCCCCAUCAAGUCAAGCUUCUUUUAUAUUGCAUGUAUCCCGUCAUAUUUGCAAUUGCAGGCACCACGGGGGGUGCUGGGCCGUGUCUUCUGGAGGCAUUUUCCUGCCUGUGGUACAACGAAUGGAACGGCGCGUCAAAUCCACUACUGAAGAACUUGCUUAAUGGUAUUGGAUUCGCGUGCUUCUUUUCCGGCCCACUGGAAGUUGCAACAAAGAGCUCAGUUCUUUCGGGUGAUAUGAAAGCGUUCAAGUGGCUCCUUGUUCUCACUGGAGCAAUUACGACGACUUCUCACGCCCAGGACUUUCGGGACAUUGAUGGAGAUAGAAUCACCGGUCGAAGCACAGUGCCCUUGUUAAUCGGAGAUGAAAAUGCGAGGUCUGCCCUGGCAGUGGGAAUUAUAGGCUGGACAGCGUUGUCCUGUUGGUUUUGGGAUGUUGGCUCGGCUGAGCGCUCAUGGCUUUCCUGCAUCCCCGCGUGCGUUGCGGGCACCAUUGUGGUUCGGGGGUUUUACUGGAACAAAACUCGUGCAGGUGAUCGAAGGGCUUGGAAGAUUUACCCACUUUGGCUCAUUGGACUUUUCGUUAUGCCUCUGCGUAUUCGCUAA